AUGAGCUCGACGCCUGCCACCGCCAACGCCACCGCUCCCGCUCCGCGCACGCCGCACCGCCUGACGCUGGAGGAGAAGGUCUGGAUGGACCGACGACGCAACGACAUCGAGUACUGCUCGGGCGUCGGCGGCGCCAUUGGAGCCGCUGUCACCGCUGCCAUCACCACCCUUGGGCCGUUCCCGAAGCGCGUGCAGUUCUUCGCUAUUGCAGGCGGCGUCCUCAUUGGCGGAAGCGCCGGAUACCUCUACGCGGACAGCAAGGCGCUCGAACGCGUGCAGGACCUGAGCGCCAGCAGCACUCUGCGCAAGCAGUACCAGCAGAUGUGA
This is a messenger RNA of Phytophthora sojae, 327 nucleotides long. RefSeq lists its product as hypothetical. The transcript has 2 exons. Lineage: Eukaryota; Oomycota; Peronosporomycetes; Peronosporales; Peronosporaceae. The record is from RefSeq and is a predicted model, not a curated record. Bases 1 to 327 code for a protein of 108 amino acids.